AUGGAACAAAGCAAAGAUAACAUUAAUGCGUCGAAACAAAACGUUCCAGUGAAAUUAUACGACGCUAAGACUCAGUCUCAAGUAAAUUAUAACGUAAGCGCUGGGAAUUAUACAGAAAACAAUCACAACCUCUUCCAAAUGAUCAAAUGUCACGAAGAUAGCCUUCUAAGGCUGCACCAUUUAACAGCUGGCCGACCUAUAAACGGGAAUUACGAAACAAACUAUCAAAAUGAUUUGACGUGGUAUUCAAAGGACUUACAACGUCAGUACAUAAAGCCCGUAGAUUAUAUCACAUACGAGGAUGUUAGGCGAAAGUAUGACGAAACCAAAGUUGCGAAAGAGAAGGAAAUACAAAAAGAGUCUGAGGAGGAGAGAGAGGGAAAAGCCGACGAGAGAAAGAAACCCAGAAGGAACCGCACCACGUUCACAAGCCAACAGCUGGCUGCGUUAGAGAAAGUUUUUGAGAAAACGCAUUAUCCAGACGCUUUCGUGAGGGAAGACUUAGCAGCUCGUGUGAAUCUUACCGAAGCUAGAGUUCAGGUUUGGUUCCAAAACAGACGGGCGAAGUUUCGUCGAAAUGAGCGGUCAGCUCUUUCGUCGCACCGGAAUUCGACCAGCCAAAGUUCGCCAGAGCCCGUACCUGUCCCUAUAGGGAUUUCGCACCAGACCGACCCCAGACAGGAUUAUACGCGAAAUUCAAAGGAACCGUGGCUGCAUCACUUCCAGACGAACAACUUGAACUUCAACCUCGGUAUCCCUAUUGCCAACUCAGGCCUCUACCAAAACGACUACUCUUUGAUGAUGCAGAAUGUCGGAAAUCGACAGUACAUACCGAACUCUAAUGCCUUAAUGUCUCAAAACGUGGCGAGCUAUGGUGGAACGGCGGAAAACGGUUAUGGUUCUUGUGCUUUGAUAGGCGGUUACAGUAAUCCACUGCAAGCUUCUCACCACUCUUCAUAUAAUUUAAAUUUAAGGCUCCGGCCCCAUGAUUUCACUAUUAAUAAUAUAACAUUA
This is a messenger RNA of Iphiclides podalirius (scarce swallowtail), 1014 nucleotides long. The record is from the annotation of a GenBank genome assembly. NCBI's taxonomy places the organism in Eukaryota, Metazoa, Arthropoda, Insecta, Lepidoptera, Papilionidae.